CUGGUUUAGGUAGGUUUUAGCGCUGGACAAACGAGUGACUGACUGGGGAUGUCCCGGAUUUGCCGGGGCUCGGCACCGCCACUCGUUCAGUUACGGUCCUGCAGUAUCGGGUCCUGGGACAUGAAACACCGAUCGUAAUUUUCAGGGGGAAAAGAACAUAUGAAACACCGAUCGUAAUUUUCAGGGGGAAAAGAACAUGGGGCCUCUUCUUUCAUACAGCUUCUCAAAACCAGAAUUCCCUUUUAUUAAGCUUAACAUAUUUCUGAGCGUACGAGCAAUUCUCUCAGUUUGCUUUUACUGAGGCUCUGCAACAUGUCUUGCAUCCAUUGUCAGGCAGAGCUGAAACAAAGCGGGGGAAGAUGGAAACAUAACGACGACUUUAAUUAAAAACACCUGGCUUGUUAAAUACGCACAGAGAAGCAGACACCCCGGUUAUUUACCUCACCUGCGAUGAACAAGCUGUUUUAUUCUCCUGAAAUGUUCCGAGAACAUCAGCAGUAUUUGGUCUGAGGGAACUCUGCAGGCAAGGUCUGUACUCAUGGAAAAAGCGUGCUAGUAACCUACGGACCCCUCCGCUGAAAGAAACGUUUUCGUUUUCCGGGAGCUGUGGACGGCCAGCUCCCAGCACCCUCCGUCCACGGCGCGACCGAAGGCACUGAUGUUAAUUAGCAACAUCCGUGGGCUUUCAGGCUUGAUUUCAGAACCAGAGUAAUGCCACGGCCCUUGAGCAACUCAGAUGUUCCUUUUUUAGCUUAAUGAGAAAGGUUUUAUCACGGGAUCUUGGAGGCACGAGCAAGAGUAGAAGCAGCACAAACAGAUUUAGGACUUGCGAGUCUAAACUACAGGAGUACGCUUAGGCUUUGAGUUUCAGCAGCGUCAAGAAACCUUUUCUGUUCACACGUACUCUCUCUUUCCGUCGAGUUUCUCUUCUUUGCUAAUGCAGAGAUGUAACUCCGAUCUUUCUUUAGACUGGGACGGCGGGGGGCAAGCUGUGGCAAACGAUGAACACAAACGGGGGGGAUCCUUUGGGUUUUUUUCGUUGCUGUUUUGUUGUUGUUGGAUUCUCCCCUUGCCCCCCCGCCCAAACCCCGGCGCGGGCUCGCUGGCUGAGAUGUCGCUCCCGCCAUGCUCAGAAGGCGGGUUUUGUGCAGGAGGUGAGGCCAGCGAUGCAGGUCCACCCACUUGAAAACAAAACUUUUUUCUUGCAGGCGCUGAGAGCAGAGACCUGGCGCGGGGUCCCCGGAGCCGCCUCGCCGCCCGCGCUGGUAUGCGGUAGGGUAGGGCCAUGUAUUGGAAGAGUGACCCGAUGUUCGUCUGCAGGCUGGAGGACAAGGAUCUGCCCGCGCUCGGCGGCCCCUCGGAGAAGCAGGCGAGCCCCGCGGCGGCCGACGAGGACUCCUGCUCUUCCUCCGCCGCCCUGUCGCCCUCCUCCUCGCCGCGGUCCAUGGCCUCGGGCUCUGGCUGCGCCCCCAGCAAGUGCGUGUGCAGCAGCUGUGGCCUGGAGAUCGUGGACAAGUACCUGCUGAAGGUAAAUGACCUCUGCUGGCACGUGCGUUGUCUCUCAUGCAGCGUUUGCAGAACAUCUCUAGGAAGGCAUACGAGCUGUUACAUCAAAGAUAAAGAUAUUUUCUGCAAACUUGAUUAUUUCAGGCGGUACGGCACCCGCUGUGCGCGCUGCGGCCGCCACAUCCAUGCCACGGACUGGGUGCGCAGGGCCAAGGGCAACGUGUACCACCUGGCGUGUUUCGCCUGCUUCUCCUGCAAGAGACAGCUGUCCACUGGCGAGGAGUUCGCGCUGGUGGAGGAGAAGGUGCUCUGCAGGGUGCAUUACGACUGCAUGUUGGACAACCUGAAAAGAGAAGUUGAAAAUGGUAAUGGGAUUAGUGUGGAAGGAGCGUUGCUAACAGAACAAGACGUUAAUCAUCCAAAACCAGCAAAAAGAGCUCGGACCAGCUUCACAGCAGAUCAACUCCAGGUUAUGCAAGCACAGUUUGCUCAGGACAACAACCCAGAUGCACAAACGCUUCAGAAACUGGCAGAAAGAACAGGCUUGAGCAGGCGUGUUAUACAGGUGUGGUUUCAAAAUUGCAGAGCACGCCACAAGAAACAUGUUAGUCCUAAUCAUUCAUCUACUGCUCCUGUCACAGCAGUUCAGCCCUCCAGGCUGUCUCCACCCAUGUUAGAAGAAAUGGCUUACUCUGCCUACGUACCCCAGGACGGGACCAUGCUGACUGCUCUGCACAGCUAUAUGGAUGCUCACUCACCUACAGCUCUUGGACUCCAGCCUUUGCUCCCUCAUUCCAUGACACAGCUGCCACUCAGUCACACCUAAUUCCUUCUGGCAGGGAUAUAAGCUAUUAAGGACGUAACCAGAAGUCAUUUAUUGUGUAUUAAAAAUAUCAUUGGAAAGAUAUUAAUGUUAACUUUUUAUUUAACAUCUAAAGCAUUUUCAAGAUCAUUUUUGCUGCCCAGGUAUGUAAGUAUAUUUAGCCUGAAAGACACUUUUAUGAAUUCUGCAUAAAUAUUACAUUGUUUACAAGCCUUAUGAAACACCUUUUUGUAUUGUCUGGAAGUAGUCUGCUCUAGUUAUGUGUGUGUUAAUUUAUUUGUCAUCAAAAGAGCACUUUGCCUAAAAGAAAGGACUGACAAUUGUGCAAAAUGUUUACAAUUCUUUGUGAAAUUGUAGUUUAUCAUUAGUUUGUAUCUGUAAGUUAUUGCUAAAAGUAUUACCUGUAUUUGAGUUGUAUACAGCCUAUAUGUUAAAGCUUAUUUCUGUGAGUUUACAAAAAUAAAUUUUGGUUGCAAAUAAUUUCAAAAUGAACUGAAUAAAGUUUCUGCUGUAGCAUGCCAAGCAAAAA
This is a messenger RNA of Columba livia (rock pigeon), 2858 nucleotides long. RefSeq names its product LIM homeobox 8 (gene LHX8). NCBI's taxonomy places the organism in Eukaryota, Metazoa, Chordata, Aves, Columbiformes, Columbidae. The record is from RefSeq and is a predicted model, not a curated record. Gene Ontology annotation, biological process: regulation of transcription by RNA polymerase II; forebrain neuron development; neuron differentiation. The coding region runs from base 1286 to 2332 and encodes 348 amino acids. Gene Ontology annotation, molecular function: DNA-binding transcription factor activity, RNA polymerase II-specific; RNA polymerase II transcription regulatory region sequence-specific DNA binding. Gene Ontology annotation, cellular component: nucleus. The transcript has 8 exons.